Paramecium sonneborni is the source of this 557-nucleotide messenger RNA. Lineage: Eukaryota; Ciliophora; Oligohymenophorea; Peniculida; Parameciidae. The record is from the annotation of a GenBank genome assembly.
AUAAUAUGAAAUGCGAUAUCCAUUGUGGAACAAAAAUACUAACAUUAGUGUGUGGAGGUUUAAUUAUAGCCCUUGCAAUAUCAAGAUUUACAAAUCUGACAAUUGAACAUCCCUAACAAUUUAUCUUGACAGUUCAUUAUAUGUAAAAUUUUAUUUUUUGAAAUAGAUGGAUGGGAGCAGUUUUAAUUUUAGCAGAGUUUCGUUUUGCAUAUGUUCAUUAAAAAUUCAAAGUUUUGACAAGUUUUUUUGGAAGAGGAUUGUAUUGUUUCUUGUAAUUCUGAAUUACUAAUAAAGUUUGGGUACUUUAAUGAUAUCUGCUUUUUCUCCUUUGCAGAUUGCUACAGCCGUAGUAUUAUUUGUCGUUGGUUUAAUAUACAUAUUGCUGCAAUUAUUUGUAUAAAAAGAAUAAUGUCAUUCAUUAGAGUAAGAAAUUUGGGUGGAGUGCAGAGGAAGCAAAGAAUCCAUAUUAGAUUCCUUCUCAAAAUCAACCGAAUGCAUACCAACCACCUUAUUAAUCAAAUGUUAAUUUUUAAUAGGGUGGACCUGCGUUAAAGUGA